This is a messenger RNA of Phanerochaete carnosa HHB-10118-sp, 759 nucleotides long. RefSeq lists its product as uncharacterized. Gene Ontology annotation, molecular function: metalloendopeptidase activity. Gene Ontology annotation, cellular component: mitochondrion. Bases 27 to 650 code for a protein of 207 amino acids. Lineage: Eukaryota; Fungi; Basidiomycota; Agaricomycetes; Polyporales; Phanerochaetaceae. The transcript has a single exon. Gene Ontology annotation, biological process: peptide metabolic process. The record is from RefSeq and is a predicted model, not a curated record.
CAUGCUCACCAUAUAUAUAUAUAGCCAUGGUCGGACGGACGGAGUAUCAGAAUGUAUCCGGCACGCGCUGUGCUACGGACUUCGUCGAGCUGCCGUCUAUCCUGAUGGAACAUUUUUUGAACUCGCCAGCAGUGCUCUCGUUGUUUGAUAUCAAGGGCAACGAACCCCUUGUCGCAGGAAACCACCACGAGGAUCCUUGUCAUUCCAUCGACACGCACACCCAAAUAUUGCUGGCCGCGCUCGAUCAAAUCUAUCACUCACCUGCUGCUCUGUCUCCGGACUUCAACUCCACGGCAGCGUUGGCGAAGCUGUACGAGACCCGCGGCCUCAUUCCCUACGUGCCGGGCACAUCAUGGCAGACGCAGUUUGGGCAUCUUUUCGGGUACGGCGCGACGUACUACUCGUAUCUCUUUGAUCGGGCAAUCGCCUCUCGCAUCUGGCGCAAGCUCUUCGCACACGAUCCUCUGAACAGGGAGACUGGGGAGCGGUAUAAGAACGAGAUUCUUAAGUAUGGCGGUGGCAAGGACCCGUGGGAAAUGGUCGGUACGUUGCUGGACGCGCCGGAGACGCGGCAUGGCGAUGCGGAGGCCAUGGCUGAAGUUGGAAGGUGGAAAGUUGAAGAUGAGGUGUCUAUGCCUGGACGCCAUUAAUCUGGGUCCGUAGAAGAUUGCGUCGUACAUGUACUGGAAAACACGGCCGCGCAUGACGCUGACGCUUUGCAGGUUGCUAUACGUCCUCCGCCGUUGCUGUUCUGAGCCC